AUGUCUCGCUGCCAGCCCUGCAACCCUUGCUGCCAGCCCUGCGGGCCCACCCCGCUGGCCAACAGCUGCAAUGAGUGCUGUGUCAGGCAGUGCCAGGACUCCCAUGUUGCCAUCCAGCCCUCUGCUGUGGUGGUGACCCUGCCUGGGCCCAUCCUCAGCUCCUUCCCACAGAACACCGCCGUGGGAUCCUCCACCUCCGCUGCCGUUGGCAGCAUCCUCAGCUGUGAGGGAGUGCCCAUCAACUCCGGGGGCUUUGACCUCUCCUGCAUCACCAGAUGCUACCCUCGCAGAUGUGGGCCCUGCUAA
This is a messenger RNA of Empidonax traillii (willow flycatcher), 306 nucleotides long. RefSeq names its product feather keratin Cos1-2-like. The record is from RefSeq and is a predicted model, not a curated record. Gene Ontology annotation, molecular function: structural constituent of cytoskeleton. The transcript has a single exon. Bases 1 to 306 code for a protein of 101 amino acids. Lineage: Eukaryota; Metazoa; Chordata; Aves; Passeriformes; Tyrannidae. Gene Ontology annotation, cellular component: intermediate filament.